Molecule: messenger RNA, 2078 nt
Organism: Rhinichthys klamathensis goyatoka
Lineage: Eukaryota; Metazoa; Chordata; Actinopteri; Cypriniformes; Leuciscidae
Product: zinc finger protein 391
Exons: 2
Coding region: 73-1602 (509 amino acids)
Cellular component (GO): nucleus
Source: RefSeq, a predicted model, not a curated record
GCAGCGGUGAGUUCGGUGGCGCUCGCGGCGGUUCUCCGGUCACUGCAGCAGCAGCUCCGUGUGUUUGUUGAAAUGGCGAAGUUUGGCGAUUUAAAAGCUUUUCUUGAAUCGUCUUUAAAUGAAAUCUUUCGAGUGACUGUCAGUGACAUCCUGGAUUCAGUGGAACAAACUGUCAGCGAAUAUCAGCAUAAGAUUCAGAGAAUUGAGUCCGAAAAUGAUGAUCUGAGAAAACGACUUUGUGCAAAAGAGAAAAGGACGAAUCAAAUCAAAACAGAAAAUGAAGAUUGUGUUUUUCAGCUUGACUUUUCAAGAAAGGAUUUCAGCGAAGAUGUGUUUUCAUCUGUUCAUAUGAGUGAAUAUACUGAUCAAACUAAGAUCGCUGGAGAUUCACUGAGCAGUCGAAUGAAAUCACAAACUCCAGAUGUGAAAUCACCGCAGAUAAACAAGGAUUGUGCGACAGCAGCACUGCUGUGUGUGAAGGCCGACCCGGAGACGGAGGACGGAUGUGCUGUUGACCUCUCCAAUCCUCAUGCUUCUCCUGAACACACCGAUCAAGAGAUCAAGACGGAGAAUACAGAGGAGAACUCUGACUGUGAUCGCCAGCAUAUAUUCACUCGUCCAUUAGAGCCGGAGCUCAGCGACUGCGAUGUGAAGGUGACGGUGGUGUCCGACACACACCUAUAUCCCGAUACACACCUGUAUCCCGACGGCCCGGAGUCAUCAGAGCCGGAGCUCAGCCUCAUCUCUGAUGAAGAGUCUAAUCCAGACGGACUGUCUGACGAGGGAUUCUCUGGAUCGUUCCACGUGAUGGAGUCUCUGCAGGUCGCUAAGCCGGAUCUCUGCUGCGUUCAGUGUAACCGGAGCUUCAAGCACGAGGCGUCGCUCCACAUCCACCUGAGAUCCCACGUCUCAGAGAAGACACACACUUGUGCUCAGUGCGGGAAGGGCUUCGACCGCGCCGACCUCCUGAAGAACCACCAGCGCACACACACCGGAGAGAGGCCGUUCGCCUGUGAGCUGUGCGGGAAGAGCUACGGGCACCAGGGUCAGCUGACCAUCCACCGGCGGGUCCACACGGGCGAGCGGCCCUACGCCUGUCCUCACUGUGGGAAACGCUUCAGCGAACACAACCAGCUGAAGGUGCACCUGCGCACACACACCGGCGAGAGGCCGUUCCCCUGCUCCGUCUGCGGCAAACGCUUCACCAACGCCGGUAACCUGCGCAGCCACCAGCGCACACACACAGGGGAGAAGCCGUACGGCUGCGAGCUCUGCGGGAAGCGGUUCAGCGGGACCGGAGACCUGAAGACUCACACCCGGAUCCACACCGGAGAGAAGCCGUACCGCUGCCAGCUGUGCAGCAAGAGCUUCAGCCAGGCCGGACACCUGACCAUCCACCGGCGCAUGCACACGGGCGAGAGGCCGUACCCCUGCGGAGACUGUGGGAAGAGCUUCACCGUGGCAAGCAGCCUGAAGCUGCACCAGCUCGUGCACACCGGGGAGAAGCGGCACACCUGCGGUCACUGCGGGAGGAGCUUCAGCCGCGCCGGACACCUGAAGCGACACCAGCUGACCCACAGCAGAGAGAACCAGCACACCUGAUCCACACCGGGGAGAAGCGGCACACCUGCGGUCACUGCGGGAGGAGUUUCAGCCGCGCCGGACACCUGAAGCGAUACCAGCUGACCCACAGCAGAGAGAACCAGCACACCUGAUCCACACCGGGGAGAAGCGGCACACCUGCGGUCACUGCGGGAGGAGCUUCAGCCGCGCCGGACACCUGAAGAGACACCAGCUGACCCACAGCAGAGAGAACCAGCACACCUGAUCCGCACCGGGGAGAAGCGGCACACCUGCGGUCACUGCGGGAGGAGUUUCAGCCGCGCCGGACACCUGAAGCGAUACCAGCUGACCCACAGCAGAGAGAACCAGCACACCUGAUCCACACCGGGGAGAAGCGGCACACCUGCGGUCACUGCGGGAGGAGCUUCAGCCGCGCCGGACACCUGAAGAGACACCAGCUGACCCACAGCAGAGAGAACCAGCACACCUGAUCCGCACCGGGGAGAAGCGGCACA